AAUAUACUAUGUGAUAUUCGUCCGGCCUUGGUUCUGGCUUUCCAAUACUUUCACCCCCUUCAGUGCCUUCAUUCCAUCUGGGAGCAACAUUCACCGGAUCCGCUACUGUUGCUAUCCUACGAAUUGCCCCCCUCCCCCGUGCUGUCGUUCUGAUAUUCGCGGUUCUCGAGCCAACCGAGCCUCCCGCGAUUUUGCAGUCAACUCUUGAAGAUACAGAUUACCCUGGUCAUCCGUCGUCUCAAGCCAUUGCAUGCCUUUCGUACGCAUCGAACUUUUGAAGCGUUGGGUGGAUUGAGCAACAAACACGACAAACAUAAUCCAGAUCUAGUGAAGAAACCAUCCCAAUGAGAGUACUGUGAUCACAGUGUUAUAGUCCUUUCAGCGUCCUGGCUCUUCACCUCUCAAUCUUGCAAGUGUUAUCAGACCUCAAACGUCCUGCCAUAUGUCUCUCCCGGUAUUUCCACCGCAGCCGUAUCUCCCCACACUCCAUCCGAUCACACCCACCUUAGCUCCCUAUCCGCGGGCAGACAGUGCGAGGAAGCGACCCCUCGAGCCGGUGCCAGAUAUCUCGGACAAUUGGACUGCUCCCUUCCGGGACGGUCUGCCAACUCCCCCGAGUGAAAUGAACGGGGUUGCUACCUACAACGUCCUCCCCUCGUCCGCCUAUGGAUCGAAGUUGGAUGGGAUCACGCUGCCGCCGUAUGCCAAAGUAUCCGACUAUUCGCGCAUGAACCUCGAUGGAGCGACGGCGAUGGUCCCCGCGUCAAAGCCGCAAUACCAGCCUCCAGCCAAGGAGAACUCAGCCCGCGAGCCACACAACAGCCAAAAGAAGAGCAGCACCAACUCCGCCGUCUCGUAUCUGCAAAUCCCAGCGACGAUCAACAAUAGCAAGGGGAGCCUAGCCGAAUUCGCUGCGCAGAUGACCUGUCUCUUCUGGUUUGAAAGUGCAGCCAAGUUGACGGCGGUGGAAGAUCGUUCACCUUCGGCCGGCUCCUUCGCCCCUGAGACGGUGCCGUCAGUUGGCUUCCAGAAAUGGGUGACCAAUAUCCUCUCCACGACCCAAGUCAGUCAGAAUGUGGUGUUGCUGGCCCUCAUGUUCGUCUACCGCCUGAAGAAGUUCAACCCCGGAGUGCGAGGCAAGAAGGGUAGCGAGUAUAGGUUGAUGACCAUUGCACUCAUGCUGGGGAAUAAAUUUCUCGAUGACAACACAUACACCAACAAGACGUGGGCGGAAGUCUCGGGCAUUACGGUGCAGGAGAUUCACAUCAUGGAAGUCGAAUUCCUGAGCAACGUUCGUUACAACUUGUUCGUAUCGAAGGAGGAAUGGGGUAAAUGGCAUGUCAAGCUGGGACUCUUCGCAGACUACUUCAACAACGCCCCCCGAGCUUUGGAAAAGAGCGACAGACCGACUGCUCCGCCCGCACUUCGAGUUUCCCCCAAUCUGGGACCUGUUCCCCGGGCUGCGCUGUGCUCCCCUUCGAAAUUACCGUCGCCUCCCGCAAACGACUCUCUGCGAUCCCACAACUGGCCUUUGCCAUUGAAUGCGAUGCCGUAUGCUGGAGGAGUGUGUCAAUUGCCGCCGAGUGACAUGCCACUGGCCAACCCACGCAAACGGAGCCGUGACGAGGCGGUGGAGGAGUUGCCGUCCAAGAGAAAUACUGCCAUGAUGUCCAAUCUGCCGUCAACUUCCGCCUUGUCCAAUAUUCCCGCCCUGCCACCCGUCUUGUCAUCGAUCCCGACAUCGACAUCAAUGUCAAUGCCUUCUCACCUUCCGACGAUGCCAGAGUCCGUUUCUCGUCUGCCGCGUCCCAAUUUCGCCUCUCACAGCCUGCCUCCGGCCAUGCCUCCAGCCGUAUCAGUGCCUCAGCUGCCCUCGACCGGCCGCGUCAUGGCACCAGUCUACGCCCCUCCUAGCACUUGGAUCUCGCAGCAGUUGCCCACCACAACGGUUGCGCCUACCGUUCCAGCGGUUCCCCCUCUCACGAGUGCCCUCUACAAUUCCUUGCCGGACCCCAGCAGACACCACAACAGUCCGUUUGCGAUGUCGUCAGCCACCAUCUCUCCCGCCGUCUCUGCCUACUCCGUCACUUCGCAGACUCACCUGUCGCCUUCCUUCUUCCUCGCGAACCGGAACUCGCCUUAUCGGCCCGUUCGCAGUGUCAACACCCUUCUGAUUCCACCUCCCUCCACCUCCCUCCAGCAGCAGCGCAGCGUCCCUUUCGAUCAUAUGCACUACCAGCCUCUGGGAAAGACUGCCGCAGAGCGCAAGACCGGUUUGCUGCCGUACCUCCACCACGAAGCUUGGCCAACUGGGCCAAUUGGCCAGCCAAUGUUCCACUCAGCCAGCUUCAACUUUUCAUAAAUCUCCUACCCUUUCCUACACCACCUCUGAACGCAAUUUUACGACUUAACACUUGACGACGAUGCAUACGAGAAGAUCCGACCCUCGCUCUUGUUUUAUUCGAU
Aspergillus homomorphus CBS 101889 is the source of this 2466-nucleotide messenger RNA. Its product is annotated as putative mucin. Gene Ontology annotation, cellular component: nucleus; cyclin-dependent protein kinase holoenzyme complex. The transcript is spliced from 3 exons. The record is from RefSeq and is a predicted model, not a curated record. Bases 443 to 2362 code for a protein of 639 amino acids. Gene Ontology annotation, molecular function: protein kinase binding; cyclin-dependent protein serine/threonine kinase regulator activity. Lineage: Eukaryota; Fungi; Ascomycota; Eurotiomycetes; Eurotiales; Aspergillaceae. Gene Ontology annotation, biological process: regulation of cyclin-dependent protein serine/threonine kinase activity.